Messenger RNA from Pogona vitticeps (central bearded dragon), 1481 nucleotides. NCBI's taxonomy places the organism in Eukaryota, Metazoa, Chordata, Lepidosauria, Squamata, Agamidae. The record is from RefSeq and is a predicted model, not a curated record.
GCGUUGGCCGACCUGGGGGGGGGGGGGGGGCAAAGAAGAGUGCAGAGAAGCAGCCCCGGGCUGGGGAGGGGAGAGGCCUCUGGCACCAUGGAGAUGGGUCCGAAACCUUCGCCAGAGUCAAGGGAAGCCAGACUCCAGGAGCAAUGUGUGGGGAGAGGGGAGGAAGCCCACCACCCUCGGCAGCAGCAGCAGCAUCAGAGGGACCCGGCCAGCUGACGAGGAUGCAGCAGAAGCAGCAGCAGUAAGAAGCCGAGAAGCCGCCGGAAAGGAUCGGUCCCCGUUGGCGACCAAUGACCGGCCGAGACGAGGCAUCCGGUUUCACGGAACAGGCUGGAGUAAUCAAGUCUCUGGUCCUUCCUGCGUGUCGCCGUGGAGCGUGGCAAAGGCAGAGCAUAGGAGAUGUGGGGGGUGAGCUGCCCCCUGGCUGGGUUUCUCCUGAUUCUCGUGGCCACCAACGUAGAGCGUUCUUCAGCAUCCAGGCGCCGGGUGUGUUCCAUGGAGGUGAAAAGCCGCACCGUCUCCUACCUCUCCUCUCACGCCCAACCCGUGUACCAGCCCUACCUCACCUUGUGCCAAGGGUACAGGUUAUGCAGUACGUACAGAACUACCUACAGGGUCGUGCAGCGCCCAGCCUAUCGGCAGCUUUCCCGACCCACGCCCGUCUGCUGUCCCGGGUGGAGGCAAGCCGCUGGGCGCCCGGAGUUUGGAUGCAAUACCGCUGUUUGCCGACGGCGGUGCCAAAAUGGCGGGACGUGCGCCCUCCCGAACAAGUGCGCCUGCCCUUCCGGGUGGACGGGAAAGUGCUGCGAGAUGUGGAUGAAUGCGCCGGAGGAAGACACGGCUGCAGCCAGGCGUGCCUCAAUGUGGCCGGGAGUUAUCGCUGCGCCUGCCAGCCAGGUUACGCACUCCAGGAGGACGAGAAGACCUGCCGGGCCCUGGAAGUGCCCACGGAGGCCCCCGCCACGCUUUCUGGCGCAGCUGGAGUCGCCAACCUGAGGGUGCAAAAUGAAGUUCAGGAGCUGAGACGCCGAGUGGCCGCUCUGGAAGAAAAGUUUCAGCUCGCUUUGGCCCCUUUCCUGAAACUGGAGACGCCAGGCUCGGAGGGCGCUGCCCACGUGGACCCCAUUGGGCUGCUUGUCCACUCCUUGCAGCAACUGGACCGGAUUGACUCGCUCAGCGAACAGAUCUCUUUUCUGGAAGAGCAGCUGGAGACGUGUUCGUGUAAGGAUCGACGCUGAGGAAGAUGAAGGAGCAAGGAAAGGACUCAUGGUGCCUCCCCCCCCCCGCUAUCCUGAGCUGGCAGGGCGGGGGCUUUGCUUAAGCCCCAGAGGUGCUGGGCUUUUCCCCGUGGAAGGCAAGCGGGGACUUAAAAGCAGCGGUCAACACUGUCGUCUCUUCCCCCCUCCCCAGCACUUCACGAAAACAGACCAACACACAGGAGCCACGGACCUCGUUAAAUAAAUUUUGCUUUAUAAAAACCA